Brassica rapa (field mustard) is the source of this 8487-nucleotide messenger RNA. Its product is annotated as cation/H(+) antiporter 16. Lineage: Eukaryota; Viridiplantae; Streptophyta; Magnoliopsida; Brassicales; Brassicaceae. Gene Ontology annotation, cellular component: endomembrane system; membrane. The record is from RefSeq and is a predicted model, not a curated record. Gene Ontology annotation, molecular function: antiporter activity. Gene Ontology annotation, biological process: regulation of pH; proton transmembrane transport.
AUCAUAAAUGUUUUAUAACUAUAUUUCAUUUUUACGUUUCUACAAGGAAUCAUUGAAAUAAAAUUUAUUUUAUUUCAUUCAAAUGGUAGUGUUUUUUUUUAGAAUCUAUAAAAAUAAAUAAUUUCAUAUAGUUUUAUUUCAAAAAUUAGUAAUCCAGUUUCAUCCAUGGAUUUAUGGAGAGUUUUUUUUUUAUCAAUAUAUGUUCUUUAAAAAUUUAGAAUGCAAGAGAAAAUUUAAGUUUGAUGCAAAUAUUAAAUAGUUAAGUUUUAUUUUUGUGUGAUUAUCAAUCUAAAUACUUGAUUGAUAAUCACAUAUGUGGUUAAAUAUUAUAUUUAUGUGGUUUUAGACUAAAGAUCGUUCCAUAUAAAAUGUAAUUUUUGGUCACUACAAAGGACUUCAUGUGGAUUUUGAUAUUAGGGAUAAAUGUUCGGAUAUUGGAAGGGAUCAUUAGCAAUAUAUAAGAUGGAUGAACCACUCCAUUUAGCACCAAUUGGUUUUAGGUUGGAAACUCAUCUAGUUUAGCAUGGUAUCAGAGCCCGAUUCACGUAGUCCAACCCGAUCCACAUCGAUCUGGCCCAAAGUUGGCCCAUCGAUCUUUGCCCGAACAUUCCGAGAUUGACGCUCAAAGAACCAUCAUCUCGAAGGGGCGUAUUAGGGAUAAAUAUCCCACAUCGGAUAUUGGAAGGGAUCCUUAGCAAUAUAUAAAAUGGAUGGACCACUCCACUUAGCACCAAUUGGUUUUAGGUUGGAAGCUCAUCUAGCUUAACAUUUGAAUGAGUUUAGAAAAUGAAAAUGUGUAAUUGACAUUUUUGUUACAAUCACGAUGGCAUCUUAUUUUUUUGUUUAAUCAUCAAACGCGGUUGUGGUGAAUGUGGUCUACAAGCAAUCUCUUCGACGUGAGUAAGCAACAACAAAAUUACGAUGGAAUCUGCGCUUGACUAAUGAUGAGGUAAUGGUAUAUCAAAAAAAAAGAUGAAAUAAUGAACAAGAACUCGGUUUAUCCAACUUAGAUAGGUUGUCAUAUUUUGAACAUUAAUUUACUUUUUUUGUUACAAAUACAUUUUCUACGUAAUUGCUAGAUACUAUCGGUUUUAACUUUUAACGGGACAUUAAUUGUCUAACCAAAUGGCUAACAUGAAGAACAAAUAACACCAAUAAACGCAGGGGGUAAGAUUAUAUAUGUACACUCCCACAUAAGACCAGUGCCGUCUAAAAUUUUUCUACUGUUUAAAAAGAUUUAAUGAGAUAAUGAUGUAGUUUUUAAAAUUAAUAAUUUCAUCUCUAUAUUUUAAUGAUUUCUGAAAUUAUAAGUUUUCUUGUCGACUUUUGAAAUUAUAUAUAUUAAAUUUUAAAAUAUAUCUAAAUUUUAUAGCUUUAGAUUUUAAUUUAUAUAUUUAUUAACGAAAAUUAAAUUUUUUUUUUGAACUUGAAUCUUGUUCGAUCAUUCUAUUUGUGGAGCUAUUUCAAAUCUAUAAAAUAUUAUUUUAAUAUAAUAUUUACACUAAAACUUCUCUAACCGAACUCAAAAGAUUAUUACAUUUUAUUAUAAAAUCAUAAUAUUUCAUCAAAUUUAUAUUCACGAUGUUACAUAAUAAGUUUUCAUUAUAUAUAUAUAUAUAUAUUAAGUAAUAAGAAAAUAACUAACUUAAUAAUAUAAAAAUAAAUAUCCUAGAUACACUAAAAUGUUUUUAUCAUAAAAAUAAUUUUCAAAAAUCAAAAUGAUCAAAAUAGUGUCUAUUAAAAAGGAUAAAAACACUUAUACUCUUAAGAUUAACUAAUCUAAAUUUAUGAUUUACUUUUGAGGGUGCGGUUUUGAGAGGGUUAGGGUUUAUGAUUUAAAAUUUAAGAUUUAUAAUUUAAGAUAAUAAUUUUAAAAUUAUUUUUAAAAAAAUUCCAGAUUUUGAAAUAGCAUUUAAAUCGUUUUAAUUAAAUUCAAUUUUUUAAAUAUUGAAUAAAGUUUUUUUUAAUGUUUUUUUUAUUUAUUAAAUUACUGAUUUAUAUUUAUAUAUUUAUAGACUAAGCGUAUAAUUAUCAAUUUGCCUCUUUAAUACAAUUUCUUUUUACUGUUUUCCUAUUGUCUUUUUGGUAAAAAAGUUUUAGGUUCUUUUGAAAGAUUUGUUUUCAUAUCUUAUAUAUUAAAACAGACGUCACAACCUUGAUUUGUGUGUGAUUAUUAAAAAAAUAGAUCUAAUGAACCUAUUACUAGAAAGUCAUGUUACAUUUAAUCUCUAAUCUUAUCAUUAUAAUAGGUCUAAAUAACUCAUUUUCUAGAUUAUAGGAACUAAAUAAUAUGUCUAUAACAUAAUAUUGCUAUAUUAUAGAAAAUAAAUAACUAUCAAUCAUUUCCAAACAAAAAAACGUCAUCUCGAAGCUCUGUUAUCAACUUUUACUUCCAUAUCAUGUACCAUCGGGUUUGAAAGAGACUGCAAGGAGUAGAAAUAUUUUUCGAGACUUCUACACCUAAUCAGAUACAUUUUAAAAACUAAACUGAUUUCACAUUGAUUUAUGUUUUGUAUAUAGUUCAUUUACAAAAUAUAAUUAAAUUCUUUAUAAAAUUUAUACACGUAGCUUUAAGUUUAGUUUUUGUUAACUUUCUUAUUUUGUGAAAUGUUUGAUUAUCUUUGGAGAUGAUAAUAUUUUAAUAUUUUCCAAAUUCUAUUUCUACUUAUUUAUUCAAUAAUGAAAUACUAAUCCAACAAACAAAAGAAUAUAUAAGAAGAAAUAAACACAUGUGAAAAUUUGAAACAAUAUAUUUGAUGGAGAACAAGUAUACUCUAAUAUUAUUAUGCUUAAACAACUUUAAUAUAUUCGAUAAUACAAAUCUAUGAAGUUAAAAGUUUAAUUUUUUUUUAUAAUUUGUGAAAGUUUAAAACAAUCAUUUCAAUAAAAAACAUAUACGGUAAAAUUAUUAUAUUUUAAAAAGUGAUAGACACAGCUUAUAUAUAUUAUAGUAUAUACCAAUUUAGAAUUGAAAACAAAAUGUUUAUAUAAAAAUAAAUGAAAACAAACAUCUGCGCACGUGGAUCGAGAUCUAAUAAAAGUUAAUAAUCUAGUUUUGGUUUCAAAUUUAAUGUUGUAGUCGGAAAAACAAUUAAUACUAAAACUAUAUUAAAAUAGUGUAUCAUUCGCACUAAAAUUUUGGUAUGCGUUGGAAAUACCAUGCCGUAAAGAAAACCCUCCGUAAGACAUAACAGAAGAUACUCUAGAGAAUCUCAAUCUCAAUUAUUUUGUCAACUACAAAGAUACACAGAGAGAGAGAUAUAAAUACUUUCAGACAGAAGAUGGCUACUUUUGUCAACGGGACAUCUCCGGAGACGGUGGAGAUGAUGAAGGCGACAUCAAAUGGAGUGUUCCAAGGAGAGAGUCCGCUAGACUUUGCUCUUCCUCUUGUCAUUCUACAGAUUUGUCUUGUCGUCGCCGUCACUCGCUCUUUGGCGUUCCUCCUCCGUCCCAUGAGACAGCCACGCGUAGUCGCUGAGAUCAUCGGUGGGAUACUUCUCGGCCCGUCGGCUCUCGGCAGAGUCACGGCGUACAAGAACUCAUUGUUUCCGGCGAAAAGUCUGACUGUGCUCGACACACUUGCAAACCUCGGCCUGCUUCUCUUCCUCUUCCUCGUCGGCCUCGAGAUCGAUCUGAAAUCUCUCCGACGCACCGGCAAAAAAGCUAUUUCCAUCGCCGCCGCCGGAAUGCUCCUCCCUUUCGCGAUGGGCGUCGUCACCUCCUUCGCCUUCCCGGAAAUUUCCUCCACUUCCGGCGACGAUAACAGAGCUCCGUUCAUCAUUUUCAUGGGAGUAGCACUCUCGCUAACUGCUUUCGGAGUCUUGGCUCGAAUCCUCGCUGAGCUAAAGCUGCUCACCACCGAUCUCGGCCGUAUUUCAAUCUCCUCCGCCGCCAUCAACGACGUCUUCGCUUGGAUUCUCCUCGCUCUAGCCAUAUCUCUCUCCGGCGACAGGAGUUCCUUACUUGUCCCUCUCUGGGUUCUGUUAAGUGGAACCGCGUUUGUGAUCGCUUGUUUUAUAAUCGCACCGUUAAUUUUCAAACUAAUCUCUCGGCGCUGCCCCGAAGGCGAACCUAUAAGCGAGAAGUACGUAUGCCUCGCGCUUUGCGCGGUUCUUGUCGCGGGCUUCGCGACAGACGCGAUUGGAAUCCACGCGAUUUUCGGGGCGUUUGUGAUCGGUGUGCUGUUUCCGAAAGGGCAUUUCGCGGAUGCGAUUGUGGAGAAGAUUGAAGAUCUCGUCAUGGGCCUUCUUCUGCCGUUGUACUUCGUUAUGAGCGGUUUGGAAACGGACAUAACUACCAUUCACGGUCUGAAAUCGUGGGGACGACUCGCGCUGGUGAUCGUUACGGCUUGUUUUGGGAAGAUCGUUGGGACAGUGAGUGCUGCCUUGUUAAGCAAGGUAGGGCUUCGUGAUUCGCUUGUUCUUGGUGUCUUGAUGAACACGCGAGGUUUGGUCGAGCUUAUUGUUCUCAACAUUGGCAAAGACAGAAAGGUUUUGAGCGAUCAAACAUUUGCAAUUAUGGUUCUCAUGGCGAUCUUCACGACAUUCAUCACAACGCCACUAGUCAUGGCCCUUUACAAACCAAGCGAGACAACGCAAACGCAGGAUAACGAUAGCUACAAGAACCGCAAACGCAGACGCAAGAUUGAGAGUGAUAGAGAAGAAGAGCAAACGCAGCAGCUUAAGGUUUUGAUAUGUCUUCAAAGCGGUAGAGAUAUUAAUCCGAUGGUGAAACUAAUCGAAGCUUCUCGCGGAGGAAGAAACCAAACUAAAGAAAGCUUUUGCGUUUACGUUAUGCAUUAUACUCAAAAGGCGAGAAGAAACGGUUUGUGUUUUUGGAACAAGAAAAGAGAUAACGUUGUGGUCGCGUUCGAAGCAUCUUGUAACGUGAGAAACGUUUCAGUGCGUUCCGUGACCGCGAUUUCACCUUUGCUAGCAGUUCAUGAGGAUAUAUGUAGCUCUGCGGAUAGCAAGCACGCAGCGUUUGUGAUUUUGCCGUUUCAUAGACAGUGGAGUUCUCUGGAGCAAGAAUUUGAAAGGGUGAGAUCAGAGUUUCAGGGGAUUAACAAAAGAGUUCUUGAAAAUUCUCCGUGUUCUGUAGGAAUCUUGGUGGACCGUGGUGGUCUCAGUGACAAUGGUUCUGCGGUAGCUUCGAGCAGCUUCUCGCUUUCCGUCAGUGUUCUGUUCUUUGGUGGGGGCGAUGAUCGUGAAGCUUUGGCUUACGGGUUACGAAUGGCGGAGCAUCCUGAGGUUAAGUUGACCAUUGUGGCUAUCUCCGGUCCAGAGAUCUCUAAAUCUAAUAUACUUGAAGCGCAAGAAACAUCUCGAUUCCUUGCCGCAAUCAAGAACAAGGGGGCCGUUCCGACAAGAUUUGAAGAGAGGAUAGUGAAUUCGACAGGUGAAGCGGUUAAGAUUAUCCAGGAAUUUUGCGAGUGUGAUAUUUUAUUAGUGGGAAAAUCCUCGGAAAGGCCCUUUGUUUCGAAACUACCGGUUAUGAUGAAGAUGGAUUAUCCGGAACUUGGACCGGUUGGAAACUUGAUCCUCAUGUCUACUUCGGUAUCAGUAUUGGUGGUUCAACAGUACACCAAGAGAAAUCCUUCCGUUGUGGGUUCAGUCUCUGUUGGGGUGGUGGAGUCGCCAUGAAAAGAAAACAUGAAAGGUGUUUUAUUUACCCUGACGGACAAGAAAAGAUGGGUAACACAACUUGUGCAUCAACAUGUGUUAAAUGAUGUUCCUAUAGUCCUUUUCAUGAGCUUGUAUAGGUUUUGUAAGAUUAUAUAUGUUUAAAAAUUAGUGAUACUUUUUACCAAAAAUAAUAAUAUUAGUGAUACAAUUAGAUGGAUAGAUUUAGUCAUGUUGUUAAAGAUUGUCAUGAUAGUGGCUUUGCAAGAAUUUGUUUUUGGUCUACCAUAUUUAUCAUUUCUUUCGCUUACACGUUCAUUAAUAUAAAGCUAGAUUUACUUUCAGUAGUACAAGUUAGUAAAAAUAAACUCUCGAUAGUAAAACCCAAAAUUGUAUUACACACAAGUUUUUCAUCAAACAAACAAGAGAUGACAUAAUAGGGGAUAUUAGAUGAUAUGAAUCGCAUCAAAAGACAUAUCUAGCAGAACACAUAAAAUCCCAAAAUAAGAUUGUUACAUAAGCUUAUUCAAUCAUCAGAAGUCCAGAGUACUCAAAAACACACACACAUUGCCUUUUUUUUUUCCUUUUUCUUUUAGUAACAGUCAUAGAGUUUGAUAUCCAUCUUGACCCUAAAAUACUUCGCACCUUCAAAGGUGUCAGUUUCAAACGUAACAAUCCCUCGAGACAUGAAGAAAUCACCUGUUCCUCCGACCACAGACAGAUCUCUUGUCUUCUCCAUCAUAAGAUCUGCUCCCAUUAUGUUUAACGUCCCUUUGUGUUGAGUCGAGUUAAACACAAGUGUGUAUGAGAACCACGCAUUGUAAUCAUUCUUCAUGUCGUAGAAAUAGAAGCCUUGAGCACGUGCCACAGGUUCGGAUUGAUAGUUUUUGUCUAUGGUCACUGGAUCGUCGAAGAUCACGAGCUUUCCGAAUUUGAAAUUCCCGAGUCCCGGAGGGUUGGUAACGGCAGCAGAAGUCGCGUUUUGCACGUCAUCGACGCCAAACAUUAUGUCAUGAUAGUAGAGGACGAAGUUUUUGCAAGGUUUUGAUUGAGAUUUGGAUGGUUUUCUAGCUGAUAUGACAGUUUUUGAUAGAACAAGGACGAUGAAUAAGAAGAGAAGUAAUUUCAUUUGGCUUAUCAUAUUUUGUCUAUGAAAAUGUUAAACUGAACAAUGAGAGUGUAAAUGUAAUUGAUGAAGAAGGUGUUGAUUGAUAUACUAGCAAGUGUGAUGGGUUUAUAUACAACUUUAGCUUUCUAGCCUGCGUUAAUAUAAUGUAGAAGUGGACUAGCUUAAGUAUAUUUAUUUUAUUAGGUUGGUGAAAAGCUUUGUUUAUGCAUAUAAACUAUAAAGUGAAAUCCUUUACGAUGAUAUAUCUGAAACUUUUCAAAUUAGGCGGCUCAGUCACCUUUCAACAAUUCCCACAAAUUGUAAAUGAUAAAGAAAUCAGUAGAUAACACGAAUUCAUUGUGAAGUAUCAAUACUAAAUAGCUUAAUUUUAAUUGAUCUAAAACAUCUUCCACUACAUAAAUUUAGAAGCCGGAGAGAUAUCAAUUCGGUUAUUUAUGGCAAAACAUGGACACAUUUGUUCAGCAAACUUGUGAUAUUUGGAACGCUCACACGUUGCGACUAUUCACAAAUUAGCAUUCAAGAGAUUAGGAUCAGCUUGUUAGGCUCCUCCAUAACACAGACUUUGGCCACCAUCAAACUCUUUUUAUUGACAUAUUUUUCAAAAACUAUCUACCAUAUCUGAUGUAAAAGAAAUGGUGGUAGAUAUGAAGAACCACCAUUGCCAUCAUCCUGACUCAUCAAGUUCAUAAUUAUAUACGUAUGGAAUAGGCUUAGCUCAAACCUCAUCACAUUUUACCCUACCUAUGCAGAGAGAGUAACGUUGUGGGUUGCCACACAGUCUCCCUAAUAACGCCCAAAACAACACCAUUACACCAGAAACCAUCAAAUUCCACUCUUAUUCUAAAGUCUAUGAACUUGUGUUUGUAUAGGAACAUGAUUUCAACGGCAAAAUGAAUAUUUGUUAUUAACAAAGAUACGAAACAUGAGUAAAAAUACAACAAUACCAAAAUAUCAUGAAUGAUAAACCGGUUUGUCCGAAUACACACUUUCUUUCUUUAGUGUGAUGGUUUCAUACAAGUAAGACUGCCUGAUCGAUUGUUUUGAACACCCAAAAACAGAAGCUAACGAACCUAAAUAUGUUGUAUCUCAAAAUAAAUAAAUAAAUAAAACAAUAGAAAAACAAAUAUACGGAGAAUUAUUGUUUAUUUAUCAGUUUGAUCUAUGUGUAAUCUAUAACAUGUGAAAGAGACGAAGACUUCUUAUAGUCUCCGUGUCCAGCGUUACUCAUAAAGUGGAGAGAACUAAAUUAAUGGCCAUAUAAUUAUUUUUUCAAGUAAUUGUCAUAAUUGAUUUAUGUUAAAAAAAAAUCUAUUCACAUUAAUUUUGUUACUAAUGACAAUAUAAAAGAAACGUUAUAUUUGUUUAAUUAAUCUACAAUAUAUUAUCAAAAAUAUUUAGAUCAAAUAUAUAAUAACUAUUGGUUAAUUUGUCCGAAUUAUGAAUUCCAUAUUUCUUUUCUCUAAUACAUUUCAAGUGUAUCCAUGAUUUAAUUCUUAUUAGGAUUUUUCGACUUUAAGUACAAUAGAUAUUAUCUCUAGUUUUCCGUGUGGGACAAAUUACAUUUGUCUCAUACAAACAACUUAUUUUCAAUUUCAUUUUUCAUUUAAAUAUAUUCCAAUGUUAACAUAUAAAUACACUAUAAUACUGCUCACUGCAACGACAAUAUCAUUCUCGAAUCCAGUCCUUCCGACAAACAACUUCGUUUGAAAUGUCACUGAAAUAUAUAUGAUCUAUCAA